AUGCUAGUCUACAAGGGGAGUAAGGAAAAUGAGGAAGAGCAAAAGAAAUCACCGGUCAAAGAUUCCACCCCAGCCACUCUGCCGAUGCAGCCGAUGCAACUGCGAAGAAUACAGCGCCUGGAAAGUAACUACUGCGUCUGGACUCUGGAGCGCGCAUUAAUAUACGGCUCGACGUCGAGUUCCCUCCAGGGCGGCGGCCGCGGUCCCACAAUCGUGCUCGAGCCCCCUACGCUUGUGGAGUUUUCGAGCGAUGCGGGCGCGGUGCUUCCCUGUUCUGCACAUGGCCAACCACCGCCCAACAUUCGGUGGGAGAAAGAAGACGGGAGCUCCGCAAGCACGGUUCCCGGUCUUCGAGAAACUCGAUCGGACGGCUCCCUCGUUUUUCCGGCGUUCAGUGGAUCGCAUUUCCGACCGGAAGUGCACACGGCAACCUACCGCUGCGUCGCUUCCAACGCGCUCGGACUGGUCAAAAGUCGGCUCGCCCACGUCCGCGGGGUGGUGCUGGAGAAGUUUGUGGCCAGCGUGUACGACGUAUACGUGGUUCGUGGCAACUCAGCACUACUUCGCUGUCACGUGCCUCCCGCCGUCAGAGACUACAUUAAGGUGACAUCGUGGGUGCUCGACGACGGUGUCACAAUCGGGACGCUCGGAAACGAUGGCAAGUACUAA
Dermacentor silvarum is the source of this 669-nucleotide messenger RNA. RefSeq names its product Down syndrome cell adhesion molecule-like protein Dscam2. NCBI's taxonomy places the organism in Eukaryota, Metazoa, Arthropoda, Arachnida, Ixodida, Ixodidae. The record is from RefSeq and is a predicted model, not a curated record. The transcript is spliced from 4 exons. Bases 1 to 669 code for a protein of 222 amino acids.